Molecule: messenger RNA, 858 nt
Organism: Rhizophagus irregularis DAOM 181602=DAOM 197198
Lineage: Eukaryota; Fungi; Glomeromycota; Glomeromycetes; Glomerales; Glomeraceae
Source: RefSeq, a predicted model, not a curated record
AAAAAAAGUUAGCAUCAAACGUGAAAACUGAAAAGUCACAUUUAAUCACGUGAUUAUUAAUAAUAUGGACUAAUUAAACUUGUACUACUGACGUUACUCAACAGAAAAAUGGAUCCCUAUUCCCUACCAGGACAUUAUGGUAGAGUUCCCGUUCUGAUUUCUUCAUUUAUAUUUAUACCUAAUAUUUUACUUACUGUUAUUCAUAGCUCAAUAUCGAGUUUCUUACGUUUUACUCCACCAGGCGGUCUUCUUACCUAUGGACAAACCUCGCGAGGUGGCUAUACUUCUGGUAUUCCCACACAAUCAUGUACAGCUAAUAUGGCUCCUAGACCAGGUUAUGGUAUACCUUUGGAUAGUAUAUCACCAAUGGCAGCUCCAGGUUCAGAAAUAGAAAGAUUGCCAACUCUUUUCAUUGGUGGGAUAUCAUGGAAAAAUUCUCAAGGUAGUGAUCAAUUAUUUAAUUUUUGGUUAAAGCCGAUGAAAAUACAAGAAAAUAUCUUGGCUUCAAGAUCUUGUUGCAGAGCACGUAAAUUAGCUAUCGUGGAUGAAGCAGAUAGGUUGCGUGAACAGCAAGAAAUUGAGCUUGAACAACAUCGAUUACAGACGCUUAAGAAGAAAGAAAGCAGCGUGAAGAUGCUAUGGAAGUAGAAUUAAAUAAUGAAAAAGAAAUUUUAACGCUUGCCACAAAUGGUACUUCACAAAAUAAUAGCGUUAAACCAAAACUAACUCUUAAUCACGUCGCGCGGCAUUAAUGGCCUCAGCUGGAAUUUGACGAUGAAGAAGUGAAGGGAUUGAAUCAAAACGUAAACGUCGGAUUUUAAUUCCUUUAGAAUAUAGUGAUAAUGAGGACAAUGAAAA